Arachis stenosperma is the source of this 1056-nucleotide messenger RNA. RefSeq names its product protein IQ-domain 26-like. The record is from RefSeq and is a predicted model, not a curated record. Gene Ontology annotation, molecular function: protein binding. Bases 1 to 1056 code for a protein of 351 amino acids. Lineage: Eukaryota; Viridiplantae; Streptophyta; Magnoliopsida; Fabales; Fabaceae. The transcript has 3 exons.
AUGGGAAAAGCUAGCAGGUGGUUGAAGGGGUUAUUGGGAUUGAAGAAGGACAAUUGUGCUUCAAUGGCUGCUUCUACUGACAAGAAGGAGAAGAAACGUUGGAGUUUUGCAAAGUCUGCCAAAGAUGGAGAUUUGACUCAAAAUGCUUCUACAAAUUAUGGAGUCAGGGGCUCUGACUCUGACUCUGCUGAAAAAGGGAAUGAGCAGAACAUGAAUGCCAUAGCCGUGGCAGUAAGCAGGGAGAAGUGGGCUGCAUUGAAGAUCCAAUCUUAUUUCAGAGGUUACUUGGCUAGGAAGGCUCUUAGAGCACUCAAAGGAUUGGUUAAGAUACAAGCUCUAGUUAGAGGCUAUCUUGUUAGGAAAAGGGCUGCUGCAACUCUUCACAGUAUGCAAGCUCUAAUAAGAGCUCAGGUUGCCGCCAGAGCUCGCCGUUCGAAUAGUUUUCGGCCUCAAACUCCUGGAAGAAGAUAUGUGCAAUGGUAUGAUGAAACAAGAAGUGAGUUCCAUAGUAAGAGGCUACUACCAACAAGCAAAUCCUAUGAAACAUCCUUAAAUAUGAAAGGAUUUGAUGAGAGCCCCAAGAAUGUUGAAAUUGAUACAUACAGGCCACAAUCAAGAUCAAGGAGAAUCACAACAACUACUAUGUCUGAGACUCAAAAAGACCACCUUCACUAUCAAGCAAUCUCAGUUCUUGAAUGCAGGCAUCCUCCUCAGCAUUUGGAAUGGUACUCGAACACGGAUGAAUGUGAAAUCGCAACAGCUCGCAGCACGCCUCGUCUGACGAAUGCUCCGGCUACACCAGUGAAGAGUGUUUGUGGAGAGUCCUUUAGGCCUUACUGCAAUUCCCCUAACUACAUGGCCAAUACUCAGUCAUAUAAGGCAAAGGUUAGGUCUCAUAGUGCUCCAAAGCAAAGGCCUGAGCCUAAGAAGAGGUUCUUACUCACUGAAAUAAUGGCAGCAAGAAAUAGCACUAGUGGUGUUAGAAUGCAUUGGUCAUCCAAAUCACACUCUCAACAUUAUUGCAGUUUUGACAGACUUGAGAGGAAACUGAAAUAG